Coniophora puteana RWD-64-598 SS2 is the source of this 1082-nucleotide messenger RNA. RefSeq lists its product as uncharacterized. Lineage: Eukaryota; Fungi; Basidiomycota; Agaricomycetes; Boletales; Coniophoraceae. The record is from RefSeq and is a predicted model, not a curated record. The transcript has 4 exons. Bases 72 to 848 code for a protein of 258 amino acids.
ACGACUUCCUCCCUCUUAACCUUACACUCACCCACCGUAUAAUCCUCCUUUUACUUGCUCGACGCAACAUCAUGAAGGUCUCCUCAGCAGUUAUUCUCGCAGGCGCCGGCUUCGCCUCUGCUCAGUCCCUUUCGUCGCAGUGCCAGUCCACGCUCGCGAGCAUCGCUACGUCUUCCGAGGGCUCGUGCCUCAACCUCGCCGGCCUCAUCCCCCUCGCAACCGCCAACAGCUCCUCGACCUCCGUCAUCAGCCCCAUUAACUCGUGGCUCUCGGGCGUCUGCAGCGUCGGCGCGUGCUCCAACCAGACCCUCUCUGACGUCGUCACCAACGUCACCAGCGGUUGCUCGAGCGACCUCCAGGGUCUCGGCAUCAGCUCGUCCAACGCGCAGGAGAUUAUUCCCUAUGUCCAGGAGGCGUACCCUGUCGUCAGGCAGAUUGCUUGUCUCCAAGACACCACGACAUCGCAGAACUGCGUGACCGAGACGCUCUACGGCAUUCAAAACGCCACCACCACGCUCUCGCUCACCAACAUCGUCGGCCUCUUCAGCCAGCUCCAGGCUGGCCAGGUCCCCAAUAUCCCCAAGAACGUUACUUGCUCGGACUGCACGCACGCCGCGUACACGAUUGCUUCCCAGUCCGCACUCUCGUCGUACCUCUCCUCGGGCACAAACAGCUCCGUUGCGAGCUACUGCGGCGGUGACUUCACCAACGGCCAGACGCCCUCGGACGUGAAGGAGACUGCGAGCUCCGGCUCCAGCUCUGGCAGCUCCGGUUCCGCUGAUGCUAUCGGCGUCCCCGCCGGCGCCGCGUUCUUCGUCGCCCUCGGCUCGCUCUUUGCUAUGCUCUAAGCAAACGCCGAGCAUUUGAGGAUCCGCGGUCUGAUAUGACUUGAUUUGAUAUACCUAAAAUUGAUCAUCGAACUGGACUCGGAAGAGAGAUUUAAAUGCAAUGCGUAGUACUUAUAUAGUCUGGACAGUUUGCUUGACAGACGAUUGUGAAUGUUUGGCUGGAUGGUUGAUGUGUGCUUGCUUGCGAUAUACGUAGGGCGGGUUGCUCUAAUGGACUAUUAUCGUGUGUUGAUG